UCAUCACCAACAAAAAGGAGAAAUAAGCUACCAGAGAGAGAGAGAGAGAGAGAGAGAGAGAGAGGAAGAGUUGUGCUGAUUCCAAGUGCAAGAAGAGGGAGAGCAUCGUUAACCAUGUCAAACAUCACAGGUGAUGGAGGAAGCUUCUCAUCUGGGACCAACACAGGAGAAGAUGAGGUCCAUAAGCAACGCCGUCUCUUCUAUGGUUCACCGGCCGCCGCGGCGAACAUCGAUAUCGCUGCUUCGCAGCUGCUGCCUGUGAAGAAGAAACGCAGCCUUCCGGGAACUCCAGACCCGAACGCUGAGGUGAUCGCGCUCUCGCCGACGACGCUGAUGGCGACGAACCGAUUCGUGUGCGAGAUCUGCCACAAGGGGUUUCAGCGGGACCAGAACCUGCAGCUGCACCGCCGAGGCCACAACCUUCCAUGGAAGCUGAGGCAGCGGAGCAGCGCGGAGACGAGGAAGAGGGUGUACGUCUGCCCUGAGCCCACAUGCGUGCAUCACCACCCCACCCGCGCUCUCGGUGAUCUCACCGGCGUCAAGAAGCACUACUGCCGCAAGCACGGCGAGAAGAAGUGGAAGUGCGACAAGUGCUCCAAGAAGUACGCGGUGCAGUCGGACUGGAAGGCUCACUCCAAGACCUGUGGUAGCAGAGAGUACAAAUGUGACUGUGGUACCAUCUUCUCUAGGAGAGACAGCUUCGUCACCCACCGAGCCUUCUGCGAUGCAUUGGCUCAAGAGAACCACAAGCUUAGCCAGCCUCUGAUGGUCACCAUGGCUUCGAGCUUGCAGGGGCAUGUCCCCGGUCUCACGAUGCCCGUUCAGCUCACCGACGCCGACCACCUCAUGCCGGGUUACAUGGCCGGCGGCACGCUAUCUGCCUUGUUGAACCCUCCUUCCACCUCGAACGUGAGAAGCCCGAUGGGCUUCGAUGGGCUGAUCGAGGCCCAGAUGUCCAGGCCCAUGGCUCACGUGUCCGCGACGGCGCCAUGCAUCCCAUUUAAGGCCCACGAGCUGUCGUAUCAGAUGGUUGGAGUUGGCGGCGCCCGAUCGGGCGAUCAGUUCUGGGAUGCUGAUGGUUCCCUGAAGCACACCGUGGACUUCCUAGGAGUCCGGGGAGAGAGGAGGCUCCAGCUGCAGCAGCAGCAGCAGCAGUUUGGAGGAGUUGGUCAUGGUGAGAGGAUAGAGAGUCUGCAUCCACUGCAGCAGCAGCAGCAGCAGUUUGGAGGAGUUGGUCAUGGUGAGAGGAUAGAGAGUCUGCAUCCGCUGCAGCAGCAGAUGGGGCACGGAGGCAGUCGAGCGGAGGAUUGAUCUAUUAGAGAGAGAGUGUCAUGUAUCAUCCCUCUUCUUCUUGCCAUGCAAGCUGGCUUCUCUUCUCGGCCAUGAGAUGGUAGACACAAAGUAGCAUAGUAGUAAAGUGGCUGCUCUCUCGGUUUGAAAGAUCCAAAAAAAUCAGAAAUCAAAUUUUCGAUUGAACUU
This is a messenger RNA of Musa acuminata AAA Group (dessert banana), 1479 nucleotides long. RefSeq names its product zinc finger protein GAI-ASSOCIATED FACTOR 1-like. Gene Ontology annotation, cellular component: nucleus. The coding region runs from base 115 to 1311 and encodes 398 amino acids. Gene Ontology annotation, molecular function: DNA-binding transcription factor activity. The transcript has 3 exons. The record is from RefSeq and is a predicted model, not a curated record. NCBI's taxonomy places the organism in Eukaryota, Viridiplantae, Streptophyta, Magnoliopsida, Zingiberales, Musaceae.